AAUUUGCUCUGAACUUUAACUAAAACAAGUCCAGCUAGUCUGUCAGCAUUGACAAAGGUUCACACCACCAACACUGAGAUCACAAAACAUUUCGUAGUUAGAGAGGUGAGGUUGCAGGAACCGAAUCUAGAAUAUAAUCUCUUUAUUCUAGGGUAGUAAGGUUGCAGGAACAGAAUCUAGAAUCAAAUGACAGCAAAACCAACAAGCCAAGCUUCACUCUCCGAGGAGGACCUGCUUUGUCCUGUGUGUUGUGAGGUAUUCAGCCUUCCCGUCCUGCUGAAAUGUGGCCAUAACUCCUGUAAGGAGUGUUUACAAAAAUUGUGGGAAUGGAAGGGAGGCAGACAAUGCCCCGUGUGUCGGACCACGUCGAGCUCAGAGAGGCCUCCUAUCAACCUGGCGCUAAAGAUAGCAGCCGACAUGUUUACAGAGCAGAGGACGACCAGGGGAGAGGAGAGCACAGAGGAGGAGCGGUGCCUUCUUCACAAUGAGAAGCUGAAGCUAUUCUGUCACAACGACGAGGAGCCAAUUUGUGUCGUCUGUCAGCUUUCUAACCAACACAUAGUACAUGUGUGCUGCCCUGUAGAGGAGGCUGCUCUGGAGAAAAAGAUAGAGGUCUCAGCCAAGCUUGAUUCAUUGCAGAAACACCUGAAAAUACUCAACAAGACUAAAGAGGAUUGGGAAGAAACCAAAAAUUACUUAAAGAGCCAGGCGGACCAGACGGAGCGACAGAUGAAGGAGGAGUUUGAGAGGUUCCACCAGCUCCUGAGGGAGGAGGAGAAGAACAGAGUGGCCAAGUUGAGACAGGAAGAGGAGAACAAAACUCAGGUGAUGUGUAUGAAGUUGGAGUACAUCAAGGAGAGGAUCGCUGCCCUCACAGACACCAUCAGCGAAGUAGAGACGUCUAUACGAGCGGAUGAUGUGAAGUUUUUACAGGACUACAAGAAGACAAAGAGCAGGACCAAAGGUCCCCUGGGAGAUCCAGAGUGUAUCAGAGGAAUCCUCAUAGACGCUGCCAAACAUCUGCAAUCACUCAAGUUUGGAAUCUGGAAAAAGAUGGCAGACAUUGUCCAAUGGGUCCCCAUAACCCUGGACCCCAACACAGCCCAGUCCAACCUCAGCUUCUCUAAGGAGUUCAGCAGCGUGAGGUACAGCAGAAAGAAGCUCCUGCCAGACAACCCCGAGCGCCUCACUAGCCGCAUCUCUGUCCUGGGAGCUACAGGAUUCACCUCCGGAAGACACAGCUGGACCGUAGAGGUGGGCCAGAGCAGAGACUGGUACAUCGGAGUCGCCCGAGAGUCCAUCAAACGCAAGUCCACCAUCUUCCUCAACCCUGCUGAGGGAUUCUGGGUAAUCGGGUUGUGUAACGGGGAGACGUACUGGGCCCAGACGUCCCCGCGGACGCGCCUGGAGGUGAAGAGAGAGAGGAAGCCGUGGAGAAUCACUAUAGAGCUGGACUACGACCGAGGGAAGGUGCUGUUUCUGAACACAGUAGACUCAACGCUGAUACACGUGUUCAAAGAGAAGUUCACUGAGAGGAUCUUUCCUUAUUUUGCUCCUGGGAUGUAUGAUGAGGGAAACACCUCCAGUCCCCUGACCAUCUGUCCCCUGACUAUAUCUAUAGAGGUACUGAACCAGAUUAUACUACCAUAACACCUCCCGUAACCCUGACCAUCUGUCCCCUGACUAUAUCUAUAGAGGUACUGGACCAGAUUAUAAUACCAUAACACCUCCAGUCCCCUGACCAUCUGUCCCCUGACCAUCUGUCCCCUGACUAUAUCUAUAGAGGUACUGGACCAGAUUAUAAUACCAUAACACCUCCCGUCCCCUCAACAUCUGUCCCCUGACCAUCUGUCCCCUGACCAUCUGUCCCCUGACCAUCUGUCCCCUGACUAUAUCUAUAGAGGUACUGAACCAGAUUAUAAUACCAUAACACCUCCCGUCCCCUGACCAUCUGUCCCCUGACCAUCUGUCCUCUGACUAGCCAUUUGUAAUCACCAUCACUCUUCAGUACUCAAGUGUGCAAAAGAUGAAUAGUCGACCAUAUUAUAAUUAUAGCCAUUGAUAAAGGUCAGAGGUCAGAAAAUGUUUAGUAGCAAACCAGCUAGUGGAUCUUGUGUAUUUGUGACCAUGCGUGUUUAUAAUAAACUUUGUGUAUUUAUAGAAGGUACCCGUAUAUGCUGUAUUUAUAGAAGAUACCCGUAUAUGCUGUACUAAUAGAAGGUACCCGUAUAUGCUGUAUUUAUAGAAGAUACCCGUAUAUGCUGUAUUUAUAGAAGGUACCCGUAUAUGCUGUACUUAUAGAAGAUACCCGUAUAUGAUGUACUAAUAGAAGAUACCCGUAUAUGCUGUACUUAUAGAAGAUACCCAUAUAUGAUGUACUAAUAGAAGAUACCCGUAUAUGAUGUACUAAUAGAAGAUACCCGUAUAUGAUGUAUUUAUAGAAGAUACCCGUAUAUGAUGUACUAAUAGAAGAUACCCGUAUAUGAUGUACUAAUAGAAGGUACCCGUAUAUGCUGUACUAAUAGAAGAUACCGACAGACAGGUUGAAAUAAUUUAGCAGUAAUCGAUUUAAUAAAACUAUCUAUUGGAUUUAAAAAGGUCAAAAAUC
This is a messenger RNA of Salvelinus fontinalis (brook trout), 2608 nucleotides long. RefSeq names its product nuclear factor 7, brain-like. Gene Ontology annotation, molecular function: zinc ion binding; protein binding. The record is from RefSeq and is a predicted model, not a curated record. NCBI's taxonomy places the organism in Eukaryota, Metazoa, Chordata, Actinopteri, Salmoniformes, Salmonidae. The coding region runs from base 187 to 1650 and encodes 487 amino acids. The transcript has 6 exons.